CCCCUUCCCCCUCGUCCCUAUAUUUUUUUUUUCCUCCUCUGCCACGGACGCCCCUCGCGAGAUCGGAAGGAUCCACCUCGUCGCCUCUCCUUCUUCUCCGCCUCCCCCCUCCGCCCCCUCUAAAACCCUAGCUUUCUAGGGUUUCCCCUCCACGAUCGCCCGGAUCUCCCCGCCGCUCCUCGUUCUACUCCGCAAAAAUGCCUCUCAGAUUAGAAAUCAAGAGGAAACUUGCGCAAAGGUCGGAGAGAGUGAAGUCGGUAGAUCUGCAUCCGACGGAGCCAUGGAUUCUAGCAAGUCUUUAUUCUGGAAGUGUCUGCAUCUGGAACUAUCAAUCACAGACUAUGGUGAAAUCAUUUGAAGUCACUGAGUUACCAGUGCGGUCUGCAAAAUUUAUUGCACGUAAACAAUGGGUUGUUGCUGGAGCAGAUGAUAUGUUUAUUCGCGUGUACAAUUACAAUACAAUGGACAAAAUCAAAGUUUUUGAAGCUCAUACCGAUUACAUACGGUGUGUGGCUGUCCAUCCAACCCUUCCAUAUGUGUUGUCAUCAUCUGAUGACAUGUUGAUAAAGCUUUGGGACUGGGACAAGGGUUGGAUAUGUACUCAAAUUUUUGAGGGACAUUCUCACUAUGUGAUGCAAGUCUGUUUUAAUCCGAAAGAUACCAACACUUUUGCAAGUGCCUCCCUUGACCGGACAGUGAAGAUCUGGAAUCUUGGCUCUCCAGAUCCAAAUUUUACGUUAGAUGCUCAUUUGAAGGGUGUCAAUUGUGUUGAUUACUUUACUGGUGGUGAUAGGCCAUACUUGAUUACUGGUUCUGACGAUCACACUGCCAAGGUCUGGGACUAUCAAACCAAAAGCUGUGUCCAAACACUCGAAGGCCACACCCAUAAUGUUUCAGCUGUCUGUUUCCAUCCUGAGCUUCCCAUAAUAAUCACAGGUUCAGAGGAUGGAACAGUUCGCAUAUGGCAUGCAACUACUUAUAGGCUUGAGAAUACGCUCAAUUAUGGCCUUGAACGAGUUUGGGCUGUUGGCUAUAUCAAAGGUUCAAGGAGGGUAGUAAUAGGGUAUGAUGAAGGGACGAUUAUGAUAAAAAUUGGUCGCGAAGAACCAGUUGCUAGCAUGGACAGCAGUGGAAAAAUUAUAUGGGCAAAGCAUAAUGAGAUUCAAACUGUGAACAUUAAGACAGUUGGUGCGGAUUUUGAGGUUACGGACGGAGAGAGAUUGCCAUUGACUGUCAAGGAGUUGGGAAGCUGUGAUCUUUACCCACAAAGCUUAAAGCAUAACCCAAAUGGUCGAUUUGUUGUUGUUUGUGGAGAUGGAGAAUAUAUCAUAUACACUGCAUUGGCAUGGAGAAAUAGAUCUUUUGGUUCUGCACUGGAAUUUGUUUGGUCAUCGGAUGGAGAAUACGCCGUCAGGGAAAGUACAUCCAGGAUAAAGAUAUAUAGUAAAAAUUUCCAGGAGAAAAAAAGUAUCCGGCCAACCUUUUCUGCGGAGCGUAUAUUUGGCGGGAUAUUGUUGGCAAUGUGCUCAAAUGACUUCAUUUGCUUUUAUGACUGGGCUGAGUGCAGGCUAAUCCGCCGAAUUGACGUGAAUGUUAAAAAUCUCUACUGGGCAGAUAGCGGUGACUUGGUGACAAUUGCGAGCGACACAUCUUUUUACAUCUUAAAGUACAAUAGGGAUGUUGUUUCUUCUUAUCUUGAAGGCGGAAAGCCAGUGGAUGAGCAAGGUGUUGAGGAUGCCUUUGAGCUGCUUCACGAGAUUAAUGAGCGCAUUCGAACUGGGAUAUGGGUCGGAGACUGUUUCAUUUACAAUAACUCUGCGUGGCGAUUAAAUUAUUGUGUCGGUGGAGAGGUUACCACCAUGUUUCAUUUGGAUAGGCCCAUGUAUUUGUUAGGAUAUCUUGCUAGCCAAAGUCGAGUCUAUCUUAUUGACAAGGAGUUUAAUGUUAUGGGCUACACCCUACUGCUGAGUUUGAUUGAAUAUAAAACUCUUGUGAUGCGUGGGGAUGUGGAACGUGCAAAGGAUGUGUUGCCUUCAAUCCCAAAGGAACAUCAUAACAGUGUGGCUCGUUUCUUGGAGUCCCGUGGUAUGCUAGAGGAUGCUCUUGAAAUAGCUAUUGAUCCUGACUACAGAUUCGACUUAGCUGUUCAGCUUGGGAGACUAGAUGAUGCAAAGGCAAUUGCUGUUGAAGUACAAAGUGAAUCCAAGUGGAAGCAGUUGGGAGAACUAGCAAUGUCAGCAGGAAAGUUAGAGAUGGCCGAGGAGUGUCUAUCGCAAGCUAUGGACUUGAGCGGCUUACUGCUUUUGUACUCAGCUCUUGGAGAUGCUGAAGGGAUAACAAGACUUGCGUCCCUUGCUAAAGAGCAAGGGAAGAAUAAUGUUGCUUAUCUUUGUCUCUUUAUGCUUGGUAAAGUGGAGGAUUGUAUUCAGCUGUUGAUCGAGAGUAAUCGAAUACCAGAAGCUGCAUUGAUGGCACGUUCUUAUCUUCCAAGCAAAGUUUCAGAGAUCGUAGCAAUUUGGAGAAAUGAUCUCAAUAAGGUUAAUCCAAAGGCUGCAGAGUCUUUAGCUGAUCCUGCCGAAUACCCUAAUCUAUUUGAAGACUGGCAAGUUGCUCUAGCUGUUGAAAAUAAUCUCGCCCCUAAAAGGGGAAUUUACCCACCUGCUGAGGAAUAUUUAAGUCACGCUGAAAAGCCAAAUGCAACACUUGUUGAAGUUUUCAAGGCAAUGCAAAUAGCUGAAGAAGACUUACCAGUUGAAAAUGGAGACCCUGGUCAUGAGGCUAUGGAGGAGGAUGUAAUAGAGGACGUUCAAGAGGACGAGGACGUUCAAGAGGAGGAAGUUCAAGAAGAAGCUGUUGAAGUCGAUCUUGAAGAUUCCACAGAUAGCGGCGUCCUUGUAAAUGGGAACGAUGGUGAGGAACAGUGGGGUACGAAAAAUGAAGGAACUCCAUCAGCCUAAAAAGCAAUUGGUUGGGUGCUGACUCCUCAUCAAUAGGGAUCUAACAAGACAACAACCAGCUUCAGCGGUUGCAUCCCCUCUUCUUAAGGUUGCUGCUGAGAGGGAAUUCAUCUACUUUUCUUCUCCACUCAAUUGUCUUAAAAUUGGUCCCGAAGAGUAAACUGUUUCUUUCUUGUUGGUAUAAUUUUAAAUCCCCUUCUUGUAAAAGUCCUAGAGUUUAUAGGGUUGUAGAUGGUGGGUACCAUAGCUAGUUUCUUUUCUUUUCCUUUUUCUGUUUUGCCUGUCUAGCGAGAUGUUUGUUUCCUUAUAUUCUUAAUAUUUCAUUGAGGCUUAUAUUUUGUUUGACAGUAUAAACUAAAAUUCGUAAUAUUGAUUGAUCUAUCUAAUAGUGUUCCACUUUCACUUCA
This is a messenger RNA of Ananas comosus (pineapple), 3364 nucleotides long. RefSeq names its product coatomer subunit beta'-1. The transcript is spliced from 26 exons. Lineage: Eukaryota; Viridiplantae; Streptophyta; Magnoliopsida; Poales; Bromeliaceae. Gene Ontology annotation, cellular component: COPI vesicle coat. The record is from RefSeq and is a predicted model, not a curated record. Gene Ontology annotation, molecular function: protein binding; structural molecule activity. Gene Ontology annotation, biological process: endoplasmic reticulum to Golgi vesicle-mediated transport; retrograde vesicle-mediated transport, Golgi to endoplasmic reticulum; intracellular protein transport. The coding region runs from base 198 to 2957 and encodes 919 amino acids.